This is a messenger RNA of Protobothrops mucrosquamatus (brown spotted pit viper), 1288 nucleotides long. It is a transcript of the gene ZBTB6, whose product is annotated as zinc finger and BTB domain containing 6. Gene Ontology annotation, biological process: regulation of transcription by RNA polymerase II. The coding region runs from base 1 to 1281 and encodes 426 amino acids. Lineage: Eukaryota; Metazoa; Chordata; Lepidosauria; Squamata; Viperidae. Gene Ontology annotation, molecular function: DNA-binding transcription factor activity, RNA polymerase II-specific; RNA polymerase II cis-regulatory region sequence-specific DNA binding; protein binding. The transcript has a single exon. The record is from RefSeq and is a predicted model, not a curated record.
AUGGCUGCCGAUUCGGACGUGCUCCACUUCCGGUUUGAGCAGCAAGGCGAUGCCGUGCUGCAAAAGAUGAACCUGCUGAGGCAGCAGAACCUCUUCUGCGACGUGUCCAUCUACAUCGACGACACGGAGUUCCACGGACACAAAGUGAUCUUCGCGGCCUGCUCCACCUUCAUGCGGGACCAGUUCCUGCUCACGCAGUCCCAGCACGUUCGGAUCACCAUCUUGCAGAGCGCCGAAGUGGGCCGGAAGCUGCUGCUCUCCUGCUACACGGGGGCUCUGGAAGUGAAGAAGAAGGAGCUGUUGAAAUACCUCACGGCGGCAAGCUACCUGCAGAUGGUGCAUAUCGUGGAGAAGUGCACCGAGGCCCUUUCCAGGUAUCUGGAAAUCGACGCUUCCGUAGAAGGCAGCGGCCGGUGUGCUGACAAAUGCCACUCUUCGGACAUGGAGCUGGGCAGCAAAGACAACUGCCCUGAUAGAGACUGUGAAAUCAUCGAGAUUUCUGCAGACAGCCCGUUGAGCAUAGACGAGCCCAUAAAACAAGAGAAAGGGGACAUUCAGCCAGUGUCCCUGCAGGAUUUAAUGUCGGACAGGAAGGAGGUCAAAAGUCCUGAGAUCUCCACCGUGGAGAUCGGCUACAAGGACGAUGAGAUCUGCAUCUUCCAGAUGGAUUCCAUUAACGUCCCCAGUGUGGACGAUGCGCAGUUUCCCCAGCCUUGCACCUCUUCCAAAACCAGCUUGUAUUUCCCCGAAACUCAGCACUCCUUGAUCAACUCCACCGUGGAGAGCAGGAUGAGCGAAGUAGCCCAGUUCCAGAGCUUUGGCAGCGAGAAUCCAGAAGGAGCUGCGCACGCAGGGGGUGACUUCCCAAACUCCGAGGGCGUCGGCUACUCGUGGCGGCAUCAGUGUCCCAAGUGCCCCAGAGGCUUCCUCCACCUGGAGAACUACCUCCGCCACUUAAAGAUGCACAAGCUCUUCUUGUGCUUGCAGUGUGGGAAAACCUUUACUCAGAAGAAGAACCUCAACCGGCAUAUCCGCGGCCACAUGGGCAUCCGCCCCUUCCAGUGCAUGGUGUGUCUGAAGACCUUCACCGCCAAGAGCACCCUCCAGGACCACCUCAACAUCCACAGUGGGGACCGGCCUUAUAAGUGUCACUGUUGUGACAUGGAUUUCAAGCACAAGUCCGCCCUCAAAAAGCACCUGACGUCCGUGCACGGAAGGGCCGGCGGAGUGGACAAAUCUGGCUUUGACGCCAUCACGGAAGUCAGAAUAGACUACGACUAGAUGUCGU